AUGCGCCUCAAGUGGGACGAGAAGAACAUUUAUCUUUAUGAGCAGGAGAAGACUCCCAAGAUGAAGAUUGAUGAGCCGAAGACGCCGUACGCGAAGCGGUAUGAGCCUGAGGAUGACGAGGAGGAGGACGAGGGGAGAGCGUUGGAUGCGCAGGAUUUGGUGGUUGAUGAGCUGGAUCAGGCGCGGCAGGGGCGGGGGAGGCAGAGUAGGGAGAAGGACAUUCCGGGCUUGGAUAUUGGGGAGCCUGAGGAUUUGAAUCCGUAUUCGGCGAGUGAGGGGAUUGGGGGACGGAGUGAUGAGGGGAGGGUCGUGCUUGGCUCGGGGGAAGGGGAAGGGGAUGGGGAGGGAGAGGGAGAGGGGAGAAGGAGUGAGAGUGUGGGGAAGGGGGAGAAGAUCGUGCAGGUUGAUGAGGCGAGGGCAGAGGAGGGGAAACAUGAUGGUGAGCAGAGACAUAAGGGUUUUGAGGAAAUGAGGAAAAAACAUUAUGAGAUGAGUGGUGUCAAGGGCAUGUUGGGAUCUACGCCCGACGAGCUCAUGGAUGAGGACGAUGACGAGGAGCCCCCGCCCGUCCCGAAGCUGGGGAGCAAUGUGGUGAAUGGUGCAUGA
Bacidia gigantensis is the source of this 606-nucleotide messenger RNA. RefSeq lists its product as uncharacterized. The transcript has 2 exons. Gene Ontology annotation, biological process: regulation of signal transduction. The coding region runs from base 1 to 606 and encodes 201 amino acids. The record is from RefSeq and is a predicted model, not a curated record. Gene Ontology annotation, molecular function: protein phosphatase inhibitor activity. NCBI's taxonomy places the organism in Eukaryota, Fungi, Ascomycota, Lecanoromycetes, Lecanorales, Ramalinaceae.